CGUGUCCUUGGCUCUGCGGGCGCGGGACGCGGCGCGGGAGGCGCUCUCCGGACUGACUGACGCAGAGCGCUGCGGGCGGCUCCACUGCACCGCGCACGCGGCGCACGCUCAGGCGAGAUGCGGACGGCCUCGCGGGGCCAGGGAGGCGGUGCUGCGCGGAGACACGGGUGACGCGGGGGUGCGGGCUGCUCCGAGCAGCAACCACCCCGUGUGUUUCUAGAACCCCCAGUGUAGUGAGCUGGAGGGAGGACUGUCCUGAGGGCAGCAGUCCUGGUUGCAGCUGGCGUGGAGGUCCCAGGAUGGAGCCCUCGGCCCUGAGGAAAGCUGGCUCCGAGCAGGAGGAGGGCUUUGUGGAGCCGCCCAGGAGGGUCGCUGACCUGGGGAUGGUCUCCAAUCUCCGGCGCAGCAACAGCAGCCUCUUCAAGGGCUGGAGGCCGCAGUGCCCCUUCGGCAAUGACAAGCAAGAAAGCCUCAGUUCAUGGAUUCCUGAGAACAUCAAGAAGAAAGAAUGCGUGUACUUUGUGGAAAGUUCCAAACUGUCUGAUGCUGGGAAGGUGGUGUGUCAGUGUGGCUACACGCGUGAGCAGCACCUGGAGGAGGCUACCAAGCCCGACACCUUCCAGGGCACACGGUGGGACCCAAAGAAACAUGUCCAGGAGAUGCCAACAGAUGCCUUCGGUGACAUCGUCUUCACGGGCCUGAGCCAGGAGGUGAAGAAGUAUGUUAGAGUCUCCCAGGACACGCCCUCCAGCACGAUCUACCACCUCAUGACCCAGCACUGGGGGCUGGACGUCCCCAACCUCCUGAUCUCAGUGACCGGGGGGGCCAAGAACUUCAACAUGAAGCCGCGGCUGAAGAGCAUUUUCCGCAGAGGCCUGGUCAAGGUGGCUCAGACCACAGGGGCCUGGAUCAUCACGGGGGGCUCCCACGCCGGCGUCAUGAAGCAGGUGGGUGAGGCGGUGCGGGACUUCAGCCUGAGCAGCAGCUACAAGGAAGGUGAGGUCAUCACCAUCGGAGUCGCCACCUGGGGCACCGUCCACCGCCGCGAGGGCCUGAUCCAUCCCACGGGCAGCUUCCCUGCUGAGUACGUACUGGAUGAGGAUGGCCAAGGGAACCUGACCUGCCUAGACAGCAACCACUCUCAUUUCAUCCUCGUGGACGACGGGACCCACGGCCAGUAUGGGGUGGAGAUUCCUCUGAGGACCAGGCUGGAGAAGUUCAUGUCGGAGCAGACCAAGGAAAGAGGAGGUGUGGCCAUCAAGAUCCCCAUCGUGUGUGUGGUGCUGGAGGGCGGCCCGGGCACGUUGCAGACCAUCUACAACGCCACCACCAACGGCACCCCUUGCGUAGUUGUGGAGGGCUCGGGCCGCGUGGCCGACGUCAUUGCCCAGGUGGCCAACCUGCCUGUCUCGGACAUCACUGUCUCCCUGAUCCAGCAGAAACUGAGUGUGUUCUUCCAGGAGAUGUUUGAGACCUUCACGGAAAGCAGGAUUGUCGAGUGGACCAAAAAGAUCCAAGAUAUUGUCCGGAGGCGGCAGCUGCUGACUGUCUUCCGGGAAGGCAAGGAUGGUCAGCAGGAUGUGGAUGUGGCCAUCCUGCAGGCCUUGCUGAAAGCCUCCCGGAGCCAAGACCACUUUGGCCACGAGAACUGGGACCACCAGCUGAAAUUGGCAGUGGCAUGGAAUCGCGUGGACAUUGCCCGCAGUGAAAUCUUCACGGAUGAGUGGCAGUGGAAGCCUUCAGAUCUGCACCCCAUGAUGACGGCUGCCCUCAUUUCCAACAAGCCUGAGUUCGUGAAGCUCUUCCUGGAGAACGGGGUGCAGCUGAAGGAGUUCGUCACCUGGGAUACCUUGCUUUAUCUGUAUGAGAACCUGGAGCCCUCCUGCCUGUUCCACAGCAAGCUGCAGAAGGUGCUGGCGGAGGAACCUGAGCGCCUGGCUUGUGCACCCGCUGCGCCCCGCCAGCAGAUGCACCAUGUGGCCCAGGUGCUGCGGGAGCUGCUGGGGGACUUCACACAGCCGCUCUACCCCCGGCCCUGGCACAGCGACCGGCCUCGGCUCCUGCUGCCCGUGUCCCACAUCAAGCUCAAUGUACAGGGAGUGAGCCUCCGGUCCCUCUACAAGCGUUCCUCAGGCCAUGUGACCUUCACCAUGGACCCCGUUCGUGACCUUCUCAUUUGGGCCAUCGUCCAGAACCGUCGGGAGCUGGCAGGAAUCAUCUGGGCUCAGAGCCAGGACUGCAUCGCAGCGGCCUUGGCCUGCAGCAAGAUCCUGAAGGAGCUGUCCAAGGAGGAGGAGGACACGGAUAGCUCGGAGGAGAUGCUGGCACUGGCAGAGGAGUGUGAGCACAGAGCCAUUGGGGUCUUCACUGAAUGUUACCGGAAGGACGAAGAGAGAGCCCAGAAACUGCUCAUCCGCGUGUCCGAGGCCUGGGGGAAGACUACCUGCCUGCAGCUUGCCCUGGAGGCCAAGGACAUGAAGUUUGUGUCUCAUGGAGGCAUCCAGGCCUUCCUGACCAAGGUGUGGUGGGGCCAGCUCUGUGUGGACAACGGGCUGUGGCGUGUGACCCUGUGCAUGCUGGCCUUCCCGCUGCUCCUCACCGGCCUCAUCUCCUUCAGAGAGAAGAGGCUGCAGGGGGUAAGCAGCCCCGUGGCCCGCGCCCGCGCCUUCUUCACCGCGCCCGUGGUCGUCUUCCACCUGAACAUCCUCUCCUACUUCGCCUUCCUCUGCCUGUUCGCCUAUGUGCUCAUGGUGGACUUCCAGCCCACGCCCUCCUGGUGCGAGUGUGCCAUCUACCUCUGGCUGUUCUCCUUGGUGUGUGAGGAGACGCGGCAGCUCUUCUAUGACCCUGACGAGUGCGGGCUGAUGAAGAAGGCAGCCUUGUACUUCAGUGACUUCUGGAAUAAGCUGGACGUUGGUGCGAUCUUGCUCUUUGUGGCAGGGCUGACCUGCAGGCUCAUCCCGGCGACGUUGUAUCCCGGGCGCGUCAUCCUCUCUCUGGACUUCAUCCUGUUCUGUCUCCGGCUCAUGCACAUUUUUACCGUCAGUAAGACGCUGGGGCCCAAGAUCAUCAUUGUGAAGCGGAUGAUGAAGGAUGUCUUCUUCUUCCUCUUCCUGCUGGCCGUGUGGGUGGUGUCCUUUGGGGUGGCCAAGCAGGCCAUCCUCAUCCACAACGAGCGCCGGGUGGACUGGCUGUUCCGAGGGGCCGUCUACCACUCCUACCUCACCAUCUUCGGGCAGAUCCCGGGCUACAUCGACGGCGUGAACUUCAACCCGGAGCACUGCAGCCCCAACGGCACCGACCCCUACAAACCCAAGUGCCCCGAGAGUGACGUGACGCAGCAGAGGCCCGCCUUCCCCGAGUGGCUGACGGUCCUCCUGCUCUGCCUCUACCUGCUCUUCACCAACAUCCUGCUGCUCAACCUCCUCAUCGCCAUGUUCAACUACACCUUCCAGCAGGUGCAGGAGCACACGGACCAGAUCUGGAAGUUCCAGCGCCAUGACCUGAUCGAGGAGUACCACAGCCGCCCUGCCGCACCGCCCCCCUUCAUCCUCCUCAGCCACCUGCAGCUCUUCAUCAAGAGGGUGAUCCUGAAGACUCCGGCCAAGAGGCACAAGCAGCUCAAGAACAAACUGGAGAAGAACGAGGAGGCGGCCCUGCUAUCCUGGGAGAUCUACCUGAAGGAGAACUACCUGCAGAAUCAGCAGUUCCAGCAAAAGCAGCGGCCCGAGCAGAAGAUCGAGGACAUCAGCAAUAAGGUUGACGCCAUGGUGGACCUGCUGGACCUGGACCCGCUGAAGAGGUCGGGCUCCAUGGAGCAGAGGUUGGCCUCCCUGGAGGAGCAGGUGGCCCAGACGGCCCGAGCCCUGCACUGGAUUGUGAAGACACUGCGGGCCAGCGGCUUCGGCUCGGAGGUGGACGUCCCCACUCUGGCCUCCCAGAAGGCCGUGGAGGAGCCAGAUACUGAGCUAGGAGGCAGGAAGAAGACGGAAGAGCCAGGCGACAGCUACCACGUGAAUGCCCGGCACCUCCUCUAUCCCAACUGCCCCAUCACGCGCUUCCCCGUGCCCAACGAGAAGGUGCCCUGGGAGACGGAGUUCCUGAUCUAUGACCCGCCCUUUUACACGGCAGAAAGGAAGGACGCGGCCGCCAUGGACCCCGUGGGAGACACCCUGGAGCCGCUGUCCACGAUCCAGUACAACAUGGUGGACGGCCUGAGGGACCGCCGGAGCUUCCACGGGCCGUACGCAGUCCAGGCCGGGUUGCCCCUGAACCCCAUGGGCCGGACGGGACUGCGUGGGCGCGGGAGCCUCAGCUGCUUUGGACCCAACCACACGCUGUACCCCAUGGUCACGCGGUGGAGGCGGAACGAGGACGGAGCCAUCUGCAGGAAGAGCAUAAAGAAGAUGCUGGAAGUGCUGGUGGUAAAGCUCCCUCUCUCCGAGCACUGGGCCCUGCCUGGGGGCUCCCGGGAGCCGGGGGAGACGCUGCCUCGGAAGCUGAAGCGGAUCCUCCGGCAGGAGCACUGGCUGUCUUUUGAGAACUUGCUGACGCGCGGCAUGGAGGUGUACAAAGGCUACAUGGACGACCCGAGGAACACGGACAAUGCCUGGAUCGAGACAGUGGCCAUCAGUGUCCACUUCCAGGACCAGAACGACGUGGAACUGAACAGGCUGAACUCUAACCUGCACGCCUGCGACGCGGGGGCCUCCAUCCGAUGGCAGGUGCUGGACAGGCGCAUCCCACUGUACGCGAACCACAAGACCCUCCUCCAGAAGGUGGCAGCUGAAUUUGGGGCUCACUACUGACUCUGCACUCAGGCCGGGCAGUUGCAGUCCGUGGACAGUCCCCCCGGAAACCAGGGCUUCUCUCUCCCGAGCCUGUCCAGGACUUAGGCUGAUCCUGGGCCCUGCACAGGAUGGGGUUGGGUGGACCCACUGCCCCUCACGGCCGCUGCAAGUUUGCCGCAGAUGACCUCAUGAACUGGACAGGGUCAGGGUGACCUGGGAGGAGAGCUCAAGACAGGGCACAGGCUACUCAGAGUUGAGGGGCCCCUGGGACCCUUGGCCAUCAGGUGAGGGGCUGGGCCUGUGAUGGGCCCUUGGCCAGAGUUCACUCCCUUCCUGGCUGUGUCACCCCAAGCAACUCUUCCACCGUGGAGGUUAUCGGCCCAAGGCAAAUUCCCUGGAGAGUCAGGGUCCCCUGUGGCCUGGGAGGAAGGGGCCCUGCCACUCUCCCCAAGAGGGCCUCCAUGUUCCGAGGUGACUCAACACGGAUCCUUGCCUGGCCCGGGGGCACCGUCUGAACUCCUGGCUGUCAGGAUAAGCUCCGUGGGGGGACAGGAGCCCAGACACAGCCCAGGCCUGUGAAGAGACCCAGAGGGCCUCUGCCAGGGUUAGCCCCAGGGACCCUGGGAGGGGGCUGCAGAAGCUCUCCCUCCCCACUACCUGGGAGCCACGUGCUGGCCACACCCAGGAAGGAGGGACAGUGGGGGCAGGAGGUGGGGAUGUGGGGACCUCGUGGUUUGGUGUCAAUGGCUCACAGGUGUGUGAACCAUCAGGGCCCUCAGGAUGGGGAAUGUGGUAAAAUCUGCCAUCUCAGGCCUGGCUGGCUCUUGUGUGUUUUCCACAAAUAAAGUUUCUGACACGUCCAGGGC
Messenger RNA from Macaca mulatta (Rhesus monkey), 5656 nucleotides. RefSeq names its product transient receptor potential cation channel subfamily M member 2 (gene TRPM2). Gene Ontology annotation, molecular function: ADP-ribose diphosphatase activity; ligand-gated calcium channel activity. NCBI's taxonomy places the organism in Eukaryota, Metazoa, Chordata, Mammalia, Primates, Cercopithecidae. The record is from RefSeq and is a predicted model, not a curated record. Gene Ontology annotation, cellular component: plasma membrane. Gene Ontology annotation, biological process: release of sequestered calcium ion into cytosol.